Penaeus indicus is the source of this 1916-nucleotide messenger RNA. RefSeq names its product zinc finger protein 85-like. Lineage: Eukaryota; Metazoa; Arthropoda; Malacostraca; Decapoda; Penaeidae. The transcript is spliced from 2 exons. Bases 602 to 1555 code for a protein of 317 amino acids. The record is from RefSeq and is a predicted model, not a curated record.
GAUGCCAAAAGGAACAGAAAUUUCAAACUGACAGCCCACGAACACGCUCUACAAACAAACAUGGCCGCCUCUCCUCUUACAGAUACCUAAAAAACACUUCAUACUACACCUAUGGAUCGGGGUAUCUUGGGGCACUGGGCACGGAGGGUAAGAUAACAGUGGGCAUCCCGCAAAUGGGUCUUCCGGCUCCUCCAUAAUGGACCCGGACCUCGCCUAAGGGUGUAAACGGUGAAAGAAUAUAGGUACACCAUUUUGAGGCGGAAGUUGCAUCAGGAUAAAACGUAAAUUUUUUUUCCUUUUUUGUUUGCCAUGCCCAUGAAGAGAAGUGUUUAGAACAAAAGGAAAAAUCAACUCUAAAGGCUUGUCAUAAUGUCAUGAUGCCAGGCAAUUGUUCAGAUAUUUGUUAAAUUUUGCAAUAUAUUUAUGGAAAUCCAUAGUUUAAAUUUCAUCCUUGUUAUGAAUCUGUUCCUUGUAUCAGGUUGUCAUUUAGAAUAUUUGUGAUUUAGGAAAUUCCAUGUAUUUUGUUGCAUAGUUUAUUUGAAAAAUGCUGAUAGAUAUAUUUUCUUCCUAGGGAAUAUUUUAAUUUAAGUUAAUACCCACAAUGUCAUUCAACACAGGAGAGGAAUUUUACUUAUGCACAGUAUGUGGAAAGAAAUUCCGUCGUAAAAGCUGUCUUAAAAUGCACUCAAGAAUACAUGGUGCAAAGAAAUCUUGUUUCUGUGUGAUGUGUGCUGAAACCAACAAGCAUAAUGAUGGCUCUAGUAAAAUACUACACAAUAUAAAGAAAAUGCAAAAAACUCAGCUCUCAGACAGUAAGAACAUUACUGCAAAUGGUAAGUCUGUUAUUGCAAGUAAAAAAGCUGGUUUAGCAACUGAGCAGCAAGGUUUGGUAGCAAAUAAACAUGUAACACAAGAUGAGCAUGCUUUAAUAAAUAUUGGCUGUGUUUCCCCAAGUAGAAAAUCCACCUCUUCCAAUGCAAGAUCUGUUUCUUUGAACAAUAAGUCAGUUCUGGUCACUGGAAAAUCUGUCUCAUCAAAUAGAAACUCAGAUUCAUCAAGUGGCAAAUCCAUCGUAGUCAGAGGAAAGAUAACUGAAAAGGGUGUUCUAUCAAGCAAGAAGGCAGCUUCAGAGAGUGAUAGGGGUACCAUCAGAGGUAAAAAGAAUGCAAUAGCCAACAGAACAAUUGUUUUGGAAAGCCUUAUGGCCAACAAUCGUGAUAGCAAUCCACUUAUGGCAAAUUUUAGAGACAGUUUCAAAUGGUUUUGUACAAAAUCUGCAUAUAAAAGUUUUCAUAAAAUUAGUAAUCAGUUAGUCUUAAACAUGAGUAACAUAACUAAGAAUAAUGAUCUGAAUAACAAAAUAACUGGAUGUAGAGACACUAUGAAGAAUGAUAUAAGAAAAGAACCAUGUAAUAACCACUGUAAGUGCAGAAUAUGUGGUAAGUCCUGUGGUUGUGACAGUAUUUUAAAAGAUCAUAUGAUUGUGCACUUGGAUAAGAAACUUCAUAGUGGACUGAAAUGCUGGAAGGUAAAAUUGGAGAGAUUGGAAAUAUGAAGAACAUGAAAUUUAUUUGAUAUUUACAGUUUCAAAGAACUUUAUAUAUGUACUGUUUUCUCUUUGUUAAUGCCGUGUAAUGCACAUUUUCUUGGUUGUAUGUACAUGUUAAAUACAUACAAUAAUGCAGAAUAGUUUUUUUAUUUUUUAAAUAUCUAUCUAUGUAUAUGUUUUCUCUCUCUCUCUCACACACACACAUUUGCACGUGCGCACAUGCACACACGCACACAUUCACGCACCCACACCCACACGCACGCACGCAUGCACCCACACACACACGCACGCACCCACACACACAUGCACGCAUGCACCCACACACACACCCACACCCACACGCACACACACACGCACACACACACGC